Molecule: messenger RNA, 505 nt
Organism: Drosophila serrata
Lineage: Eukaryota; Metazoa; Arthropoda; Insecta; Diptera; Drosophilidae
Source: RefSeq, a predicted model, not a curated record
UGUCUUUACUAAAAACUUCUACUCUUGUCGGUGAUGACAUUGGAAAUUUUAAAUUGCUUUGUAGCAAGAGCAUAAAUUUCAGCCUUUUCAAAUUGAUGUAUUUGGUUUUGUAAAUCAUUUAUAAAGUGGAAAAUAUGCUAAAGAUACCAAACCGAAGCAAGAUGCCCAUGCCACCCCAACAACCCCGGACAACCAACAUAGAGCGACCAACACCAGGAAAGAGACUCAAUCCCUUAAAGUUGUCAUCCGUUCAACCGCCGGCGUUAGUAGCAAGAUCUAAGCCAAAAUUACCCGAAAUAUCAGAAUUGAAUCAACGCCUAUUAGCUAUUCAAAAGCGCGUCGCCGAGUGGAAAUCCAAGGACAAGCAUUUAAAAUGAGUUAAAUAUUAAUUUAUUCCAAUUCAAGAUUCACCGACAAAUGGCCAGUUCGGGAAAGUAACUUACAUAUGUGCAUCACUCUACUUAUCAAAGAUAUUAGCUAAUAAAAGAAAAUACCUGGUAAUGUG